CACCACCACCUCCACCACCACCACCACCACCGCCUCCACCACCCUCCUCCACCACACACACCGCUACCUACGCCGCACUACUAUAACUCCGCCGUGUACAUACGACCAACUCGGGCCAAGCAAGCACGCAGCACAGUCAAUCAGAUCCAGCUACAAGGAAGCCUGUCCCCCCCAGCUUUCGGCUACGACUCCAUCCAUCCACAUCCGCCCUUCAGGUGAACCUCCCCUCAUCGCCAGCGACCACCACCACCACCACCACCACCACCACGCCACCGUGACGAAGAGCCAAUUCCCGUGCACCUACAUCUCCGCUCCUAUCCCCAUCCCACAUCACCACCACACCACAGCCAGCACCAGCAACCCCCCUUCGCCCGUACGGCUACGCACACAUCCGCUUACGCCCACAGCGCAUCCUCCAUCGGCCAUCGCCCCCUCCCCUCAUCCUCAUACCCCAUCCAUACCCACACCCACCCACGAUGCCAACCAACCGGCCCUUCCUCGCAAACCUCCUGCUGGCCUUCCGCGCGCACAGCGCGAACGCGAGCCAGCCAUCAACACAGCAGAACACGAACAGCACACCAUCGAAGUCCGCCAGCGCGGCCGCAAAGACCACAACCACCACCACAACAGCAGCAACAACAGCAGCAACAACAACAACAACACAAGCCGUCGUCGCCGUCGCCGCCAGCGCCGCCGCCGCACAGAGCUCGCCUAUCAACACUCCCUCGGGUAAUACGAACAACUCGGGUAAUAGUUCGGGGAACAGCCAGAAUGCCCAGCAGCAGCAGCAGCCGACGUUCACCUCUGCCCGCGGCCGGAGAAGCUCCAGUAGCUCCACCGAGGGGUUUGUGGAGCCGCCUAGUGGCGAGAAGUGGUGGAUCGGUGGCAGGAACUCGGAUGGCCAGGAGAGGUUUUAUAGGUUGCAGCCGGUGAGACGGCAUAGAUCUUAUGAUCGCUUGUCGCUGGAUCGCAUGUCGCUAUAAAUCCAUGCGGAAGGGGUGUUGCAGUGGGAGUGGGGUGGGGAGUGUUGAAGGGGGAGUGUUGAAGUGUCGGUUUUUUUGUGGUUUUCUGUACCCGUACCGUACAUCACCGGAACGGAGCGAACGUCAUACCGUACCCGCACCCGCACCGGCCGAUAUAACUACCACCACCACCACUUCCACCACUUCCACCACCACUUCCACUAUUACAACGCCAUGCACCCAGCAAUCACUAAAAGGAAAAGAAAACGACAGACA
Molecule: messenger RNA, 1238 nt
Organism: Tricharina praecox
Lineage: Eukaryota; Fungi; Ascomycota; Pezizomycetes; Pezizales; Pyronemataceae
Exons: 2
Coding region: 477-983 (168 amino acids)
Source: RefSeq, a predicted model, not a curated record